AAACGCAUGCUCAUCUUUUGUGGCGACUGGUAUCGUAGGCAAGGCGAGAAUGGGGAGGGCACCAUGCUGUGACAAGGCUAGCGUGAAGAAAGGGCAUUGGUCUCGUGAGGAAGACAAGCAGCUCAGGGAGUACAUAGAGAGGCAUGGAACCGGUGGAAACUGGAUCACUCUCCCUAACAAAGCUGGGCUCAACAGGUGCGGGAAAAGUUGCAGACUGAGAUGGCUCAACUACCUGAAGCCCAACAUCAAGCACGGGUGCUUCUCCGACGAGGAGGACAGGAUCAUCACCACCCUCUACGCCAGCAUAGGGAGCAGGUGGUCAGUGAUAGCCAGCCACCUCCCCGGGAGGACGGACAACGACAUCAAGAACUACUGGAACACGAAGCUGAAGAAGAAGUUCUCAGGGAUAUUGAUCCGCCCACAACCAAAGAGAAUAAAGAGAGUUAACCACCGCCGCCACCAGCAGCAGCAGCAGGAGUAUAGCUACGGCGGGUUUCCCUCGUCGUCGGAUUCUUCCGACCCCUUACUUUUGUCCUCGCCGAUCGCUGCGUACCUGCUAAGCUCGCUAAACAGUGGGAACGCGGCCGGCACGGGGGACCCGGCGCAGCAUCUUCCGGCGGCCCCGGUGCAGUACGGUUCCUUUAACCCCAUGGAGAGCUGGGGCGGUGAGCAGGACGCCAGCAGCAGCGUGGGUUUGGAGACCUAUUUCUACGGCGGCGGUGGCGGCGGCGACGGCGACGGCGACGCGGCGUUGGUGGAGGUCAACCUGGAGGAGGAGUACGCUGACCAGCUGAUCCCCGGCGCGGAUGCGUGGCACGGCAGCACCGCGGGGUGGAGCUCGGAGGACGGCGACGCAGCACUGAGAGAGGCAGCGUCGCGGGCCAUAUUGCUCGGUCCGGAGGAACGGAGAGCACCGAAUAUGAGCUCCGGCAUACGGAGCUGGAGAGAUUGUAGCUACGAUUCGAUAGCGCAUGUGAUCUGUCCGACAGCGCUGUGGUACUGGUAGGAUUUAGGAAGUAGUGGUCUCCUUCGUCCUCGUUGUUCACAUCGACGACGACAUGAAUGGUUGGUGCGCGGUGUGUGUGUGGGUGUGAGUGACGACUGUGCGGGAGGGUUUCCUGAUGAGCGCGCCCGUACCGCCAAUUUAAUUAUGCGGGGAUUGUAUUUGUCGGCCGUACCAUUGUUCUUUAAUUAGAUUUCCAUUAAAUAGCUGCGUGAGUUUCCUCAUAAAA
Messenger RNA from Zingiber officinale, 1232 nucleotides. Its product is annotated as transcription factor MYB32-like. The record is from RefSeq and is a predicted model, not a curated record. The coding region runs from base 50 to 1006 and encodes 318 amino acids. The transcript has 2 exons. Lineage: Eukaryota; Viridiplantae; Streptophyta; Magnoliopsida; Zingiberales; Zingiberaceae.